This is a messenger RNA of Paramecium sonneborni, 1101 nucleotides long. NCBI's taxonomy places the organism in Eukaryota, Ciliophora, Oligohymenophorea, Peniculida, Parameciidae. The record is from the annotation of a GenBank genome assembly.
AUGAAUAAAGUUGAAUUGCCAUCUAAUUUGAGAAUCUAAAAUUUUUUGUAAAAUGAACUAACAAAAACAGAUAAAUAUGUUAAAUAACAUGUAAAAAUUUCUACAAAAAUUUAUUUUUAGGAGAAAGAGCUUAAUACUCUAUAAAAAUACUAAAAAAUAAUUUCAUAAAACUGUCAAUCCAAUAAAGAGAAAUUAUCACAAUUAUUUUCAAAAUAAUUUGAACUUGAUUAACAAUUGAAGGAAAAAAAUAAUCAAGUAAUAAAAUUAUAAUAGAUAUAGUUAAAACAAAAGAGAUUUUUGAAUGAGUAAAGUUAUCUUUAAUAAUAAAAAGAGAAAGAUUAUUUAUAAGCAUUGGAUUCUUAUUGGAGUUAUUAAUAAAAUUUUUAUCCAAAUAUUGAUUAUAUGUCAGACUCAGUUGAGAAAUCUCGAUAACAAUUAGUAUAAUAUUAUGAACAUCAAUUAUCUUUAGAAGAAAAUUAAUCUGAGAGGAAUUAAAUAAAAUAAAAAAUAUUUUAAUUAAGAGAUGCAUAAGUACUUAAUUUAUAAUAUUUGCAAGAUUAAAUAUAAUAAAUGUAGAAGCAUAGAAGGUAAAAUAAAAAAAGCAGAAAAAUUAAGAAUAUAGAGAUUUGAUACUUCAGUAGAAAAAAUUAAAAAACAUGAAUAACACAUUUUAGAUGUGAUGUAUCAGAACUAAAUUUUAAGUGAAAGAAAGUCUGAUUAUUUUAAAAAUAAAAUUCAUAUGUUAAAGGAGAAACUUUGUUUAUCUGAAUUAGAAUAAGGAUAGAAAAGAUUAGAUUAAGUUUCAAAAGCAAUUGAAAAAGAUAAUCAUAGAUUAAAAGUUAAUUUGUUAAAAUAUUUUAGGUAAAAGUUAAUUGUGAAAAAAUAAAUCAACAAAAUGAUUCAAUACAUAUUAAUCAUUUAGAAGAUAAAUUAAAUAAAAUAAGUUCAUUAGAGGAAAUAAAAAAAAUCUUAAAAAAAGGUAGACAUUAGAUAACCAACAAUAUGUAAUAAUAGAAAAGUGAAAUUGUUUAGUAGAUAGAUGAUCUGAGAAAUUCCUCUUUAAAAUCAAGUAUUUAUUAAAGUUAAUUGUUAUAUUAUUGA